Messenger RNA from Phlebotomus argentipes, 569 nucleotides. It is a transcript of the gene Dtd, whose product is annotated as D-aminoacyl-tRNA deacylase. Gene Ontology annotation, biological process: tRNA metabolic process. Gene Ontology annotation, cellular component: cytoplasm. The transcript is spliced from 3 exons. The record is from RefSeq and is a predicted model, not a curated record. Gene Ontology annotation, molecular function: D-tyrosyl-tRNA(Tyr) deacylase activity. NCBI's taxonomy places the organism in Eukaryota, Metazoa, Arthropoda, Insecta, Diptera, Psychodidae. The coding region runs from base 18 to 569 and encodes 183 amino acids.
UGAAUUGGAGAAUUUACAUGUGUGCGAAUAACCUGGAAAUUGUUGUGAUUGUUGAUGUUUUUCACUUGGCAGAAAUUGAGGAUUUUCAGGACAUGAAAGCCAUAAUCCAGAGAGUCACAUCGGCUUCCGUGAUGGUCGAUCAGGAAGUUGUCAGUGCCAUUGGGAGAGGACUGUGUGUUCUCAUUGGGAUCUGCAAGGAUGACACGGCCAAGGAUGUUGAGUACAUUGUGAGAAAAGUACUCAAUAUUCGUCUCUUUGAGGAUGGUUCAGGGAAGAGAUGGUCAAAGAGUGUCUUGGACGAGCAGUUGGAGAUCUUGUGUGUGAGUCAAUUCACCCUGUAUCAUCGCCUCAAAGGAAACAAACCCGACUUCCACCUAGCAAUGCAGGGAACUGAAGCCCAAGACCUGUACAACUCCUUCCUCGGGCAGCUGGGCCAGAAAUACAAUCCAGACAAGAUCCGGGACGGCAAAUUCGGCGCCUAUAUGCAAGUGCACAUCCAGAACGAUGGACCGGUGACAGUGGAAUUGGACUCAGAACCCAAGAGCGGAGACGGCGCAGAGAAGAAUUAG